Molecule: messenger RNA, 2291 nt
Organism: Cavia porcellus (domestic guinea pig)
Lineage: Eukaryota; Metazoa; Chordata; Mammalia; Rodentia; Caviidae
Product: granzyme B-like
Exons: 6
Coding region: 7-717 (236 amino acids)
Biological process (GO): proteolysis
Cellular component (GO): intracellular membrane-bounded organelle; cytoplasm
Molecular function (GO): serine-type endopeptidase activity
Source: RefSeq, a predicted model, not a curated record
GACAACAUGGACAAAUCUUCAGAAGCUCUGACUUGGAGAUGCUUCUUGCUUCUUGAGAAGAUGCAGCUGUUCCUGCCCCUGUUGGCCUUCUUUCUGCUCCCCAGAGCAGAGUCAGGAGAGAUCAUCGGGGGACAUGAAGCCAAACCCCACUCCCGCCCCUACAUGGCUUACCUUAAGAUCAAUUCUAGAAACAUUUGUGGUGGCUUCCUGAUUCAAGAGGACUUUGUGCUGACAGCUGCUCACUGUUUAGGGAGCCAAAUAGAAGUCACCUUGGGGGCUCACAACAUCAAGGAACAAGAGAACACCCAGCAGGUCUUCCAUGUACAAAACACGUUUUCCCACCCAGACUAUAAUCAGAAUAAACGCAUCAACGACAUCAUGCUGCUGAAGCUGGAGAAAAAGGCCAAGCUGACUAAAGCUGUGCAGCUCCUCAAGCUGCCCAAGAGGAUGACCCAGGUGAAGCCAGGUACCCGGUGCCAGGUGGCUGGAUGGGGACAAUUGUCCCCAGAGGGAAGAUUUCCAAGCACACUGCAGGAAGUGGAGAUGGUAGCACAAAAGGACGACAAGUGUGAGGAUCUCUUUCCAAAGCAUUAUGAUCGGGCUACUGAGAUUUGUGUGGGAGACCCAAAGAUUAAAAACGCUUCUUUUCAGCGCUGUACCCCCCGUGUCCCGACAAGGCGUGCGUGUUUACCUUGCCCGGAGUUCAGAGUGCUCUAGACACUCACGACAAGUGGCGCCCGAAUUCAGGGACUCCGAAGGUCGCUUAGGAAGAAAAUGGAAUUCAGCAGUGGGUCCCUGGACGAUGGAUCAGGACCCGCGUCUCCAGAUCCUGUUCACCAGCCCCGGAGACAACUCCCCAAGGAACCGGAACCGUGCCUUCAGAAGCGAGCGCGAAACCAGCUAGAAGCUGAGGAUGCUGAGUUUGUUCCUAUCGCAGCCAUGGCCAGAUUACAGCUAAGAAAAUCCCGCCGCUCACAGCGACCAAAUUUAAAUCCCCUCCCUACAUGGGGACAAUUAAAGAAAUUGACCAUAGAAGGGCAACGGCUUGUCCUUCAAGCAGGAAAGCCUUUAAACCCUGAAAACUUGUUUUUAGCUUUAUGUGCCUUGCUCACCGUUGCAUCGGGGACUGAGGUACCUCCGCAUUCGUACUGGGCAUAUAUUCCAAACCCCCCUUUAUUAGAACCUGUAAAAUGGGGAACUAGUGAUAUUUUACUUUAUACCACACCUAGAGAAAUUUUGUCAGCACCGUGGGCUGAUUUAACCCCCCACAAUCAAGAUGAUGGGACACUAUUCAAUUUUACUUAUUAUGGUAAUCAAAGGCCUAUUUGCAUUGGGGAACCGCCUUGCAUCCCUCUGGGAUGGCAGUAUUGGAUUCAACAUGGAAUAAAAGCAGGCAACAAAAGGACAAGGCUUCAAGCCUUGGCUGCUCAAACCUUUAAUGUUACCUGGAGAAAUUUAACAGCACCUGAUACAAAUACAUUUCCUGUAUGCCCUGAAUUUACUUAUAAAAAUAUUUCUUAUAAUCCCAUAAUUUGGCAACUAUGUAUGGGAAAAUUUGCUAAAAAUAUUGAUGGGUAUAUUAUUUGGGGACCAUUUGGAAAAUUCGUUAAUGGAUGUGCUGAAUGGAAUGAGACAAGAUGUAAUCUCUCUGUUGUGUAUAGUCUUCCAGAUCCAAAGAAAAUAACUGACGGAGCUCCUAUAUUUCAACAAAAGACGGCUCUCUUGUGGUGGGGAGAUGGUGGAAUCGCUAACCCUGCUGUUGCAGCCGAAGAAUACCCUCAUCACCUUCAAAAUCAUAUUUGGAAGAUCCCAGCCGCUAUGCAACCUGUAACCUUGUACAAUGUUUCAUAUUCAGGGACUAGUCGAUCUGUAUCUACUACUUAUAAUUUUACUAGGUUUAAAAUGUAUAAUAUUACUGUUUGUGCACCUCUGCCUUAUGUCUUUUUAGUGGGAACUUUUAAUUUUACACAUUUUUCUUGUACUUGUUUAAAUUGUCAAUUGUUUACAUGCUUAAAUAACACACUAAAUUUCACUAAGCCUUAUACAGUUAUGCUGUUACAACAAAAAACUCAUAUUUGGUUGCCUGUAAAUUUAACUCGACCUUGGUCUCAAGACCCGGUAAUUUCUGUUACUACUGAAUUUUUUAAACAUCUGUUAAAACGUACAAAAAGAUUUAUUGGAAUAGUGGUUGCUGUACUGUUAAGUCUGAUAACUGUAGCCUCUCUAGCAGCAGUCUCAGGAGUAGCUUUACAAACCUCUUUGCAAGAAAAACAUGUUGUCGAAUUAUGGCA